Messenger RNA from Dendroctonus ponderosae (mountain pine beetle), 1902 nucleotides. Its product is annotated as putative GTP-binding protein 6. Gene Ontology annotation, molecular function: ribosome binding; GTP binding. Lineage: Eukaryota; Metazoa; Arthropoda; Insecta; Coleoptera; Curculionidae. The coding region runs from base 207 to 1619 and encodes 470 amino acids. The record is from RefSeq and is a predicted model, not a curated record. Gene Ontology annotation, cellular component: cytoplasm. The transcript has 5 exons.
CAACGCUGGUGGAUGUAACACCGAAUAACCACAAAAUAACCAAUAUAUACAUAUAUAAUAUAUAUUAUUUUAUAAAUUUCUUUAAUUAUUUUUAUUUGGAUGUUUUCAUUUGGCACUCAAGCAAUCGCCAAUAAAUGACCAUUUUAGGCGUCCAGGUGUGAAACACUUUUAAUCCAGUAUUAGUUCUAAUUCAACAUAUUGCGAAGAUGCUACCAUUUCGAUAUUGUGGCAGGCUUGGAAGGACUAUUCGGUUUCGAUCGCGUACCAAUCAUAGAACCUUAUGCAGUCAAAAUGAGGAAAAUCUAUCCGAUGAUCUAUCAGAGGUUUUGUCUUCAGACAAUGAAUAUAAUCACAUAGCAGAACAUUACUUUCAUUUGAAGGAAGCUCAUAAAUGCCUGAUAAUUCAACCUUACGUUAAAUGGGGCCCCAAGAAACUCACUAUAACUCCUGAAGAGCAACUUGGUGAAGCAAUCGCUCUUAUCAACACCUUACCCGCAUGGAACGUAAAAGAUACAGUUACUGUUCCGAUGGAUAAUUUAGAGAGGAAAACUCUAUUUAAAAGUGGCACUAUGGAUAGAAUUAAAAAAUUGGUACAAAACAAUAGUGAUAUUACGGCUAUAUUUGUUAAUUCAAGUUCAAUAAACAAAUCGACUACAGGUAUACUUCAGGGUAAUUUUAAUCGGCCGAUAUUGGAUCGUUACAAAGUGGUUAUGCAGAUUUUGAAGGCCCAUGCCACAAGUAAACAUGCUAAAUUACAAGUGGCUUUAGCAGAGCUGUAUUACGUACAGAGAAAGUCAGAGAAAGACUUAAUGUUUAAAACCUAUAAUACUGAAGCCUUGCGGCUAAUGUUUAAUGAAAGAGAAAAGAAGAUUAAGAAUCAGAUCAAUAUUCUAAGAAAUCAAAGAAAUCUUCUGAGGAAUAAUCGGAAAAGGAUGGAAUUUCCAGUAGUAGCUGUAGUAGGUUAUACCAAUGCAGGAAAAACGUCGUUAAUUAAAUCCUUAACAGGCGAACAAGCUCUAACUCCUAAAAAUCAACUGUUUGCCACUUUGGAUGUCACCGCUCAUGCAGGUCAAUUGCCUUCUGGCUUAGAGGUUUUGUUUAUUGAUACAGUAGGAUUUAUUUCUGAUAUUCCAACAAACCUCAUAGAAUGCUUUGUUGCAACGUUGGAAGAUGCGUUAUUAGCAGAUGUUAUAUUGCAUAUAGAAGACAUUUCGUCAGAGAGUUAUGAGUACAAACGACAACAUGUGGUAAAAACUCUUGAACAACUGGAGAAACAAGUAGGCUGUAAAAAUAUUAUGACUAAAGUGAUUUCUGUUGGGAAUAAAUGCGAUUUGGCGGAUGGGCGUGAUAUUAAAGACGCCAAUGUAUUACUCAUUUCAGCAGAUAAAGGAAUUGGCUUAGAGAAGCUUAGAAGUCAGUUGGAAGAAUCUGUAUUAUACAGAACGGACAGACAGAAAAUUGCUAUUAGCAUACCAAAUGGUGGCGACGAGAUUCGAUGGUUAUAUAAAAAUGCGACAAUUUUGGAUGAAAUACCUGAUCCGAAAGAUUUGCAAUCUAUUUCCGUUAAAGCUAUUAUUACGAAAGCUAAUCUCGCAAAAUUUAAACAUGCUUUUAUAUAGCUAGAUAUAUGAAAAAUGUGUUAUUAUGAUUACAUCAGAUCUUAGAUCUAAACUGUCGAAAUUACUUAGGAAAAUUGUAUUAGGAUAUAUUUACAUAGCUUUUAAUUAUGUGAUUAUAUACUGACCUUUUUAAGACUAGUGUUAUGACUUGGUGAUUUUUUAAUUUCUUUAUUGUUAAACAAAAUAAAUUUGAAUAAUUGAACUGUCUCACAAAAUAAUUGUUGCUCAUUAUGCAUACCAAGUAUUUGUAAAUAUAUGGAUUUAAAAAAUGAAAACAAAAAUA